AGAAGAGAGAUUUGCAAGCUUAGCAAGUUAGCAGGACAUUAUGGCGCUCAUUGUGCUGCUCAAUGAGCGUAGUGGGCGCUUCUGAAAAGGGUCUUGCCUAUAACGUCACCUUCUCUCUGCCCAUAAAUUUUUGGAAUCAAACGAACCAGUUCAAAGAUUGAAGGUGAAAUCUGCAGAUUUUGCUUCGUUUCUUGGAUUUUGCUCUUGCGUCUCCAGCUGUUGCGGUAAUUUUUUCUACUUCAUUCUCGUCGUUUACAUUUCCUGCCCUAACGAUGCGAGUAGCACAAGACGACCACAAGGUGUUUGUAAAUUGUCCCACUGAAAUUUUGAUUGAGAUUCUUUCAUAUUUACCUGUGAAAUCGCUUCUGCGAUUCAGAUCUGUAUGCAAAGAAUGGAAAAAAUUAGUUCAGAAACCAUUGUUUGUUAAUGCUCAUUUGAAAAACAGAAUCUCAAAUUCUUUGCUCAUAAUCAAUUGCUCCAACACAGACCAGAAAUCAUGUUUCUCACUUGUCAAUGCUGAAACAUUCAAUGAAACUCUUCGAUCCGAGCUUCCCAUGAAGGCCAAUACAGGCUAUAAACCCUCUGUUACUGGAUCACAUAACGGGUUAGUCUGUGUUUCAUCUGCAAGUCUGUUGGAUGUAGAUCCAAUUCAUAUAUGGAACCCAUCUGUUAGAAAAUCUAGGUUGCUUCCCCGUGGCUUGAUUCCCAAACGGGACCAUUGUUGGCCUCUAAAUUACCUUGCAUUUGGCUUCAAUCAAGCUGUGAAUGAUCACAUAGUGUUGAGAAUUGUGAGGAUUGAGCAGUGGAGAUGCUGUUAUCAAGUGGAAAUUUACAGCCUCAAAUCUGACUGUUGGAGGAGAGUUCCUUCUGUUCCUCCUAUUCCCACAGCACUUGACUGCAGAUUGUUGCCCAAAUCCAUCUGCUUCAGUGGACAUGUGUAUUGGCUUGUGAAGCACAAAAAUGGUGGAAUUCCCAAUUCCAUUCUGUGUUUUGACAUGGCCACUGAGGAGUUCCAUAGGCUAAUGUUGCCAGACUGUUUGGUGUACACAGAUACCCCAUCACCAUUAUUAUGGUUGGGAGUGAUCAAGGAAUCUCUAUCUGUUUUUCAUUGCAGGCCUGAUGGUGGGAAGCAACUGUGCGACAUAUGGGCUUUGAAAAUGGGCUCUUGGGUGAGAUUAAACACUGUUUUUCUGCCACUACAUGGGCAAAAAACAAGAUCAUUGAGCCUCUUUGAUCAUAAAUUGCUCCUUGUAAGGCAGAUUGAAGGGCUGGCAAACUAUAGUCUGGCACUUUUUGAUCCUGAACUGGAUCGCAUUGAGGAUAUUGGAAUUGAAUUGGGUUCUCAUUGGGUUUAUGCAGAUUCUUAUACGGAGAGUCUUCUUCUACUCUGAAUAGGUAUUCGGUAGCAAUUCAAUUUGUAGUCAUUACUGAAAAAACAUAUAUAUUUUUUGAAGGAUCAUGUAAUGGAUGAGUAUCUAUUGU
Cucurbita pepo subsp. pepo (vegetable marrow) is the source of this 1482-nucleotide messenger RNA. Its product is annotated as F-box protein At4g22390. Gene Ontology annotation, molecular function: protein binding. Lineage: Eukaryota; Viridiplantae; Streptophyta; Magnoliopsida; Cucurbitales; Cucurbitaceae. The record is from RefSeq and is a predicted model, not a curated record.